Molecule: messenger RNA, 1378 nt
Organism: Anarrhichthys ocellatus (wolf-eel)
Lineage: Eukaryota; Metazoa; Chordata; Actinopteri; Perciformes; Anarhichadidae
Gene: efhc1
Product: EF-hand domain (C-terminal) containing 1
Exons: 8
Coding region: 13-1272 (419 amino acids)
Biological process (GO): mitotic cytokinesis; mitotic spindle organization; cilium-dependent cell motility
Cellular component (GO): axoneme; mitotic spindle
Molecular function (GO): alpha-tubulin binding
Source: RefSeq, a predicted model, not a curated record
CAAAGUGACACAAUGUCUUGGAACAGCAGGAGCCACGGACUACCGUUCAUACCAGGAUUUACCUUUCCGGAUGUAACGAAGUCAACCUUCCAUCGUCCCCAGACACUGAAGUACAACAAAGGCUAUGCUCUGGCCCCUCGCCCCACUGUGGGUAUUGGACAGGAUCCUCUUUUAUCUGAACAGUUGAUCCAGCAGGAGAUCAGUAAUUUGUCUAUUGAGACGCCAGACAUUACUUAUGGCUCCUCUGACCAGAGCAUAGUCAAAGUCUUCAUCCCAGCUCACGUGGCCCUUGAUAAAAAGGUGCUGCGCUACAAUGCAUACUUUCAGGAAAAUAUCCAGUAUUCCCCUGAAGAGGAGUGCUGGGUGCAUCCCGUGGUCAUUUACUACUACCUCGAGGAUGACAGCAUGUCCAUCUUUGAGCCCAUAGUGGAGAAUUCUGGAUUAUCGCAGGGGAAACGGCUCAAACGCCAGCGGCUGCCCAAGAAUGAACGUGGAGAGCAUUACCAAUGGACAGACCUCAAUAUUGGCAUGGACUUGGAGGUGUACGGGGUCAAGUACCACAUCACACAGUGCGACACUUUUACAAAGGAAUUCAUGGAAAGUGAGGGCAUUGUUCUAAACGAGCCUGAGCCAAUCCCUGUGGAUCCCUACAGCAAACGUGGCAAAAACCCUCAGCCUUCCUUCACAACAGCCUCCGGAUUUGAUGACUUGCACAAGUUUCUGACCAUGGAUUGUAUGGUGCUGCGUUUCUCUGCCCUGUGGGAGGAUACGGAUAAUCUGUUUGGGGAGACCAGGCCUGUUACCAUCCAGUAUUACCUGGUGGAUGACACGGUGGAGAUCAAUGAGGUCUACGGACGCAACUGCGGACGAUUACCCUUCCCUGUCCUGAUGCGCAGACUGAAGUUGCCCAAGAAAAGGAAACCGCCUGAGAUCUUUCCCAGCUGUGUGCUGGAGGUUUCAGCAGCGGAGGUAGACGAGUACUACUCCCCCAAAGACUUCCAGGUGGGACAAAGGAUAGAGCUGCUGAGCCGUCGCUUCCUGCUGUAUGACUGCGACGGCUUCACUAAAGAGUAUUACCAAAAGAAUCACCCUGACCUGGAGAUGAAACCCUUAGAGGUACCAAAAGAAACUGACCUGCUUCAGGAGAAGAAGAAGGAGGCUCCUCCCUAUAAUGGUUUUGGUUCACAAGAAGAAUGUGCUAAAGACUUCAGACGCCAGAAGCCGGGUAUGCGGAAAGCAAAUAACCAGCCGACCAGAGAGUUGAUUAUGUAGCAGAGCCAUCUUCAUGAUGUCAUGGAAGGUUGGAUUGCCUCAAGAGUUCACUCCACAAGACCAAGUGAAAGCCUUUGCAGAAUGUUUAACAUAAUAAACAAACUAU